AUGCCGGUGCCGGCCCGUAGCAGCACUCACGUGCGUGGCCACAGCGACCGGGAGGUGCUGAGCCGCUUGGAGGAUUUGCUGCGGCAGCGCCGAGAGUCGGCGGAGGCGAAGGCCUCCGGGAAAGUGACACCGUCCUCUCCGAGAGCCUGGCGGCCCGGGGGUCUCCGUUUGGACACCCAGGCGUCUCUGCCUUUGGUGGCGACCACUCCCCGAGGCCGCGGCCGUGGCCUGGAGGCGCUGGCGCGGCCCAGGGCGCCGGCGGAGGCGUUGGACUUCCUUAAGGCCUUGGCGAAGCGCUUCUCCAAGGACCCCACGCUGCGGCGCAUGCUGAAGCAGUGCCUGGACGGCAAUCCCCGGCCUGGCCUCGACUCCGAGUACGACCUGCUGGUGGAGACCAAGAUCUUGAAGCAAGCCAGCCGCGAUAAGACACCCCACGCGGCUGCCGGACUGCUGGACGGCAGGUUGAAGCUGAAGGACCCAGCGGGGCUCAACGAGGGCUCCUUCCAGCAUUGGCUCAACGCCGACAGCGAGCGUGCGGCGAGGUUUCUGAACCUUCUCCGCGGCGAGGGGGAAACCACCCGCAAGAUGCUGGGGCUUAUGUGGCGCCGAGCCAAAGAGUGCCUGAAACGUGGGGCGCGCCUUGGGCCCUGCGGGCCGGUGGUUCCUAGGGGCAAAAGCGAGCACGACCUGCCUGCGCUGUUCAUUGUGGAGGACACCUUUGCACAGCUUUGCCGCAAGUACAGCGCGAACCAGGCGUAUGUGCGCUUUGGCCCGUACUACUUGUUCCGCAGAGUUUCGGAGAAGGAUCAGAAAGAGUCCUUUGAGGGCAUCGACCUGGGCGGCGCUGUGGUGGAAUGCCCCACGCGCCACGCCAACUGCCAGGCAUCAAGCAGCGGCAUGGGCUACGAGCCCAAGAAAGCCCUGGACACAGGGUGGCACCCGCAGAUCACGCUGCCCGAGUUCAGCAGUGGCGGCUCCUGGUGGCAAGUGGACUUGGGCCGCCUUCACAGCUGCACGGGCGUACGCUUGCAGUGGCGUCUCCCUCAGAGAAAGGAGGUGCGCUACGAGACCCGCUACGCGCUGCGCUCGGACCUGAACCUGAGCGGAGGCCUAGGAGAGCCCAUUCUGGUGACCUACGUGCGGGAGGGUGGGCCCGCCUGGCUCGCCGGGGUGCAGUUGGGCGAUGCGCUGCAGUUGGAUGCUGGCGGCGAUGGGGACGGCACCUUCCUGGAGCUGGCACCCAUGGCGGCGCUGGCAAAGCUCCAAGAGGAGUCCACGCUGGCGCUGACCUUUGUCUUCCAGGCCGCGCCUUCACGGGCGCAGGCCAAGCACAAGCUCGAGGUGAAGCUCCUGGCCGGCAAGUCGGAGGUUGGUGGAGACAGCUGGGAGCAGAUCUCGAAGCAGGAGCUGACCAUCUCCGCUGACAAGCCCUGCGUCGUGCCGGGCUUCUUCGUAGCUCGCUGGGUACGUCUGGAGUUCUCCGCUUGGCCACAGGUCGACGGCAAGGCGUUGGCGCUCUCCGUGCAGGUGGUAAAGGUGUGGCGGCUCGCGCCGCCACUGUUCCGCCAGCGGUUCUUGGAGAUGCUUAGGAGAGCUGAGAGGGCGAGCGUCAAGGCCAGUGCCCUCCCCGGCCCCGACAGGUUCUGGGCCACUGCCGUGCACGGACAGAGCUUCAACAUGGUCAUCAACAUGGACCUGGUGCGUCGCCUCAAACGUGGCCCGGACGCCGCCAAUGAGAACGAGCAGCAGGCCUUGGAGAAGAUGUCUAGAAAGGACAAGAAGGAGUUCCACAUCCUCCGCACUGAUGAGGCCGUGGCGCUGCGGCACCGCAUCUUCGCCAAGGAGGAAGAUGUCCGGGAGUGCACCUUUCAUCCGCACACCAUCUCCGAGCGGACGGACCGCGCGGAUCCGGACAAGGAGCCAGGCAUCAAAGAGUUCGUCAAGGACCUGGGCGAGAACUACGAGGUGCGCAAGUACCCCAACUACUGGAUGGUGCACCGCUACGCCAUGCUGAACAAGGCCAAACGCCUCUUUGUCCAAGGCUCCUUGAACGCCUCUAUGGAGAAGUUGCAGCGUGUGCAGCAGAUCCUGGACCGUUUCCGGUGCUUUCACAAGGGCUGCGGCAGGUUGCUGGAUCAGAAGGUGGAGAUAUGCGCCUGUUCCGGCUUCUACUGCCAUACCCACAAGCCCCACGCCGUCCACAACUGCAAGGAGAUGAAGAAGAUUCUCACCGACAAGGCGCGCGAAGCCAAAGAUCUGGAGAUCAAGCUGCGGGAGGAGGGCGAGAAUCCACCACCUGAGGAGAAGUUCGACAACAAGGUCGAGCUGGGGCUCAUCUUGGAGGUCCGCGAGCUCGCAGAGAACAUCUCCAGGGCCAUGCAGGAGAAGGAGCGGCAGCGGAACGGCCUGGAGCGGCUGGGCCAGUCGCUGGCGGCCUUCGGUGCGGUGCGGCUCAUGGAGAGGCCUUUCCGGCGGCACAUGUGCCAACGAGCCCUGGAGAAGCGCCGCUGCUGGUCCUCGGAGGGUGGCUCCAAGACGCCCGUCUUGGGCAAGUGGGCAAAGGAGGCGUGCAGUUGCUCCAAGGCCCACAGCCCCCACGAGCUCCGCUUCCCAGCGGGCGAGUCCGUGCACCGCCGCAUCGCCUGGGUGAAAGAGGCCGUGCAAGAGGCGGCCCAUAAGGCGGACGUGAGGCCCAACUCCGCGGCAGAGAGGCACAAGAUGAGGAAGGAAAAGCGGAUCCGGCCACCACCUUUGCCCAAGUCCAAAGGUGCCAACCGGACUUCCAGCGAGCCGCGGCCGGCGCGGAAGUUGCAGAAGAGCCUGGAUGACAAGGCGGUUGGCCUGAAGCGCAGCUUCGGGCUGUGCUGUGAGGCCCGGGUGAAGCUCGAGGCGAGCGAUGUGGGAGAGGCGCAGGAGUUAGUGCGACAGGCGAAGGUUCUUGCCAGGAGCCUGCUGGUGGGCAGUGACCAAGAAGGCCCAGGCUCGCCGGGAGCUCGCGCCUUCCGCGACUGCGAGAAGCAGGAGCUCACGCAGAUGCGCACGGCGAUUCAGCAAGAGGCCCAAGAAAUGCUGGAGCUGUGCGAAAUGCUGGAGGAAGAGGUGCAGGAAGAGCAGGGCAAGCUUCCUCCGCCACCGCCGCCGCCGCGCAUCAUGCUGAAUGGCAGCUUCAAACUCGAAGGUGACAGCAAAUUUGAAGGUGCGGCAUCGCCCGGGCGAUGCGCGGGCGAGAGGCUUCAGGUCCGGAAGGCCCUGGAAGACGAUGCUGCGCUUAUGCGGUUGCUGGUCAACGCUGCUGAUGACAUCCCGCCAGGAAGCGAGGCACCAAAGAAGAGGGAGAUGUGUCUGGAUUUUCUGGAGACGGGCCAUUGUGUGAUGGAGCGAGACUGCCCGCACGCCCACUUCCCGGAGGAGCUCCAAGGGCACAAGUCGUCUUGGAGUCUGGACUUUCUCAGCUCGAGUGUGCAGGUGCGAGCUCCGGCGAAGGCGGGCGCAGGUUUGGCGGCGUCACAAGGCCUUGUCAGCCCAUCGGCCAAGCGCUGGUGA
Molecule: messenger RNA, 3543 nt
Organism: Effrenium voratum
Lineage: Eukaryota; Dinophyceae; Suessiales; Symbiodiniaceae
Source: the annotation of a GenBank genome assembly